This is a messenger RNA of Dreissena polymorpha, 7871 nucleotides long. Its product is annotated as ER degradation-enhancing alpha-mannosidase-like protein 3. The record is from RefSeq and is a predicted model, not a curated record. Gene Ontology annotation, biological process: carbohydrate metabolic process; endoplasmic reticulum mannose trimming; mannose trimming involved in glycoprotein ERAD pathway. Gene Ontology annotation, cellular component: endoplasmic reticulum; membrane. Gene Ontology annotation, molecular function: mannosyl-oligosaccharide 1,2-alpha-mannosidase activity; calcium ion binding. The coding region runs from base 143 to 3799 and encodes 1218 amino acids. The transcript is spliced from 20 exons. NCBI's taxonomy places the organism in Eukaryota, Metazoa, Mollusca, Bivalvia, Myida, Dreissenidae.
AGUCGUAUAUGCAUUUAAUGACAACAUGGCAGAAAAUAACGAAAACAAAGUUUGACAGUUCCAACGAAACCUAAAUACAGGAUUAUUUCAAUGAAACACCACAUUUAUUUUAAGCUGUGUUAACGUGUAUUAGUGCAAAAUAAUGUCUUCCAGUGGUGUUAUAACCUACAUUUUAAUAACGGCGACAAUAAUAAUUAUUUUAUCUGAGCCAGGUAACGGAAUGGAUGCUUCAACAAAACUAAAAUUAAAAGAAAAGGUGGUUGAGAUGUUUAACCAUGCUUAUGGGUCAUAUAUGAAAAAUGCGUUCCCUGCUGAUGAAUUGAUGCCUCUGAGUUGCAAGGGCCGCUACAGGGGGUCAGAGGUGAAUAGAGGGGAUAUUGAUGACUCCCUAGGAAAUUUUUCUCUGACGUUAAUCGACAGUCUUGAUACUAUAGCAUUACUUGGAGACAUAAAUGAGUUUGACAAAGCAGUGAAGCUUGUAAUAUCCCAUUCAAAGUUUGAUACAAAUGUGGUUGUAUCCGUGUUUGAAACCAACAUUCGAGUUCUUGGAGGGUUGCUUGGAGGCCAUGUUCUAGCUAUAUACCUACGGAAACGUAAGCUCGGUAUGGAGUGGUACAAAGACGAACUUCUAGGGAUGGCAAAGGAUAUCGGCACACGUCUUCUACCAGCGUUCAACACCACCACUGGCAUUCCUUACCCACGGAUAAACUUAAAACACGGUAUAGAGCCUAAUAUAGCCCAGAACUAUCGCGACACGUGCACAGCCUGUGCUGGGACCAUGAUCCUUGAGUUUGCAGCUCUGAGCAGGCUUACAGGCGACCCAGUGUUUGAGGAGAAGGCCCACAGGGCCAUGGACUACCUGUGGAACCAGAGACAUCGCAGCAGUGACCUGGUCGGCACGGUGAUCAACAUUCACAACGGAGACUGGAUACGCAGAGAGAGUGGAGUGGGUGCUGGCAUUGACUCUUACUAUGAAUACGUGCUUAAGGCGUACAUACUGCUUGGCGACGAUACCUACCUAACUAGAUUCAACAAGCACUAUGAUGCAGUGAAAAAGUACAUUAGCCAGGGUCCCCGCUUCAUUGACGUGCACAUGCAUCGGCCCCAGUCUGUAUCCAGGAACUUCAUGGAUGCUUUGCUGGCCUUCUGGCCUGGCCUGCAGGUGCUGAAGGGUGAUAUCCAGCCCGCUAUCGAGGUUCACGAGAUGCUGUAUCAGGUCAUUCAGCGACACAACUUCCUCCCAGAAGCCUUCACUUCAGACUUCCACGUUCACUGGGGCCAUCAUCCACUAAGACCUGAGUUUGUAGAGUCUACUUACUUUCUUUACAAGGCAACAGGUGACUCUCACUAUCUGGACGUGGGUCAGAAGGUCAUAGAGAACCUGGAUGUGCUGGCUCGAGUGCCGUGUGGGUUUGCAGCCAUCAAGGACGUCACCAAGGGAACGCACGAAGAUCAGAUGGAUUCAUAUGUGCUGGCCGAGACGUUCAAGUACCUGUUCCUGCUGUUUGCCGAGAAGGAGGACCUGCUCAUUGACGUGGACGACUACGUGUUCACUACAGAGGCUCACCUCCUGCCUCUCUCCCUCUCGCGAUGUAACAGCUCCAAAACAGCAGAACUUAGGUUGAGUCGAGAGUUGUACCGCCACCUUCAGCAGCUUGAUGAUGAAUCAAGGACAGAGGAUGAGUACGGUGACAGCGACCACAACACCUGCCCCAACCCUCAGGUCAAGUACACCCUCAACUAUGCUCACAAUCUACGGGAAGGCUUGAAAGACAUGAUGCUAAAGUCACCUCGCUUGGCGCCCCAGCAGUGCUCACAAGCCCAGCAGAACAUCCCAACCUUGAGAGCUGUGGAGUUUGUUGCUGGGAACCAGGAACAGCUGGCACAACUUGAGGACAUGGGUAUCAAGCUGAUCACGAUAGCGGACGGGCGUCUACAGCUGCUCCACACAGCCACGGACGCUCUAUCAACGGCCCACGCACAGCAGGGCCUGAGGUUCAUGCAGGAAAUGAUAGAGCUACAGAAGAAUCUGCCUAAAGAUAAUAGCAAACAGAACGAGCCGGUAUCCAUUAAGGUGCUGACAACUCCUCAUGAAAAAAUGGUGUAUCGCGGGGGCCCAGCACUGUUUGGUUAUGAUCUCUCAAAGCGACCGAGCGUGCAGGGCAAGCUGGUGGUAGGGGACCCCUAUAAGAUGUGCACGAGCGAUAUCCCAAACAAGGAACGACUGAAGGGCAGAAUUGCUAUCGUUGAGAGAGGGGACUGUAUGUUUGUGGACAAGGCCAGGCAGUUACAAGGAGCAGGCGCUAUAGGCGCACUUGUUAUAGACCACAACGUGGGCACCUCCGUGAACACCCACCCGCUGUUUGCGCUGUCCGGUGAUGGGCGAGAUGACGUGUACAUCCCCAUGGUCUUCCUGUUUCACAACGAAGGGCAGCAUCUGCGCACGCUGCUGGCUACCAACCCAGACCUGGAGGUCUCCAUUCUCUCCAAGACAGAGUCCACAGGACAAACAGUCAGUGAUACCCAACAGGCUGAAUCAUCUCAUACAGUAAAAGAGGAUGGUACAGGGUCACAUGACUCUUUGUCCGGCCAAUCAGAAGCAAGAUCUGAGUCACAUGAGCAGGAUCCCACCCAAUCAAAUGCAAAUCCUCCAUCACUGGGUCAGGAAUCCAGCCAAUCAGCAUCAUUGACUGACCAAGAGUUCAAAUUUGAAACCAGCAAUCUUCGAAUGGAAGUUAAAACAAACUUUGAUAAACAUUCCCAGAGUUCUUCACUUGAUGAAAAUCAAGAUGUUAUUCAAAUAUAUACUGAUGAAAAUGGUGUAAACCAGAUAUUCUUCCGUUUUGAUAAACUUAAAGGUGGAACUGAUGGUACACCAGUGUUGGAAGAAAUUUAUGAAGAAUUACGGAAUAUUUUAUUUAAGAAAACUAAUUUUAGAUUAUUAGAACGACAGAGUAGUUACCUUAAUGCUAUUGUUCGCCUAUUAUCCUCUGCAUAUUUUGGUAAUGGUAAAGUAGAUAAAAACACUGAGUAUUUAUUUGCUGAACUAGCUAAGGAAUUGAAACUUGUUGAACUUGACUCUUCUGUGGAGACUGACCAAUCAGAGCAGUUGUUACAGAACAAAGACCAAUCAGAUUCAAGUUCACAACAAGAAAAUCUCCUAUCAGUGGAAGGUGCAGUUAAUGCAGAAAAACAAGGGUCUUCCUUGUAUUCCAAUAGAGAUGACCAAAGUGGUUUAAAUAGAGAGUUUGUGACCAUAAAAUAUUCAGGUUCAUUAGGCAAUAAUGAGGCAAAGGCAAUAACUGUUGAUAAAGUGGGAAUCAGAAUAACAACAACUGAUAAAAAUAGUCAGCCUGAUGACAGUCAAUCCAUUAAUGAUGUAAGUACUGUAAAAUUUGAUGAGAUUAAACAUUCAUUUGCAAGUAUUGAAGAUUUAGAACCUGACACAUCUAAUUCAGGGAUACGUAAAUCUAGUCUACAUUCGAUCGAAACUCAGGUCAUAGACAAAGAUGCCUCACCCGAUAAAAUUGACUGGCAAGACAUAGAAAACAGAGUGAAAAUGAAUGAAGAAUUAGUGAAUGGGUUGAAAAAGUUUAUCGAAGGUAUUGUAGAAAUCCAAGAUGUGAAUGCAAAUCCAGAACCCUCAGAACAAACCGCAGAGAUCCCCUUGGAACAAUUGUCUCCCCACUCCCGGGAAUACCAGGAACGAAAGUACAAAGUAAAACCAAAGUUUGAGAAAACCGUUCGCAACUUGAAGAAAAAUGAAAGGCCAAAUCAUCCGCCCCAUGAUGAACACUAGCGUUUCCCUGUGCUAAUCUCUGUGUAUUUAUUCCUGACAAUCAUCUGUCCAUUGCUUUUUUCAGGGGCAGGGGGUCAUAGGGAGGGGAAAUUGAUCUGUUGCAAUUUAAGCUAUAAGGAUAAUUAAGCAGUUCAAGAAUACUGUAAGAUUUAUUAGCAUAAUACUUGAUGCCAAAGUGAAAAAUGCACUAAGUUAAAAGUUGAAAUCCGAAAACAAUGUUGGUUCACUUUAUGGUUCUAUGCCAUCACUUUUAAUAUUGUCCCUUAACUUAUUAAAAUACAAUUUUAGAGAUUUGUUAGAUGGGUUUGUUAUUGAAACAUAAAAGACCAAAUGCAGCCCAAGGAAAUCACUUGAAAUUUCUGCAGACAUCUUAACAAUAGCAGUGUUGCACUACAUGGCUCAGUAGACUGUCAUGUGAAGGAUAUGUGUAAUCACACUGUCAUGUUUUUAUUAUUCAAUAUCAUGCUUUUGUUUCAAUAUUAUGAUACAUGUACCUGUGGGAAAAGGAAUUUAAUGCUAAAUAUCACAGCCUAGGUGGGAAAUGACUAUCAGAUUUUCAGUUCAUUGGAAUUUCGUAUGUAUAAAUGCCCACCGUUAUGCGAAUACGGGUCUUAUAAACACCCACGUUAUGCAUACAUGGGUUUUAUGCAGUAUGGGGCCAGCGUUGCUCCAGACCAGCCUGCAUAUUUGCGCAGUCUGACUUGCAGCUACACUGACAACUUCGAAGGCAGGCAAGGUUUUGUGGUUACGUUAGUGGACAUUUUAGCCCCUGACCUCAUAAGGUCAUCCUGAUCUCAUAAGGUCAGGAAAUACGCUGUCAACAUUUAACAGAGUAUGGAUAUGGUUUAUAUAAAAGUGUCAUUAAACUUAUCGGUAAUGGUUAAGGUGAAUAGAUCCACAUUUGCCAAUUGCUAUUAUAAUUUCAGUCAUUUAAGCUAAUAUCAUUUAAUAAGCCUUUGGAACAUGGGUCCUCACUGGAAACACUGUUGUGAUGUUUGUUUUGUUGAUAUUUAUAUUUUAACUGAUUAAUUACAGUUUAAGAGUGAACAAUAUAAAUGUUCAUUUGUAACUUAUUUUGGCCAGUUUAUUUUCUAUUUCUGAGGUCAGCAAAUGAUGUUGAUUUUGUGGUUUAAUAUAAAUAAAUUUACACUUGAAUAUUAACCAGGAAUCUUUUUCUACACAUGUUUUCUACAUGUACAUGUAUUAUAAGUGCUCAGAAAUAGCUAGUUCAUUACUGUUAAGUUAAUCAUUUAUUAAGCAAAGAAAAGUGUAUUUGUUUUAAUUAUGAUACAGUAUAAUAAAAAUAAUAAAUAAAUCUAUCUAUGGUCAAAUCAUAAGCUGAAAACUUAUUUGCCCCAAACAUAGCUCUGAAUCCUUUACCACUUAUGAUACGUAUUUGCCCCAAACAUAGCUCUGAAUCCUUUACCACUUAUGAUACGUAUUUGUCCCAAACAUAGCUCUGAAUCCUUUACCACUUAUGAUACGUAUUUGCCCCAAACAUAGCUCUGAAUCCUUUACCACUUAUGAUACGUAUUUGCCCCAAACAUAGCUCUGAAUCCUUUACCACUUAUGAUACGUAUUUGCCCCAAACAUAGCUCUGAAUCCUUUACCACUUAUGAUACGUAUUUGCCCCAAACAUAGCUCUGAAUCCUUUACCACUUAUGAUACGUAUUUGCCCCAAACAUAGCUCUGAAUCCUUUACCACUUAUGAUACGUAUUUGCCCCAAACAUAGCUCUGAACCCUUUACCACUUAUGAUACGUAUUUGCCCCAAACAUAGCUCUGAACCCUUUACCACUUAUGAUACGUAUUUGCCCCAAACAUAGCUCUGAACCCUUUACCACUUAUGAUACGUAUUUUGAAGCAUUUGUAGUCCCUUACAAGUUAAAUUUAAUAAAAAACCUUUUUACUAGAUUCAAGUUUUAAAGGCUUCAUUUCUAAUCCUGAUGAGCAGCAAACCUGAACAGACUGCGAGUUACUUGCAUGCUGUUCUGGUUUCAUGCUAUUUGCAAUUUGCUAUUUUCAAUGUGCCUCUGAGUGGAAAAGGGUUAACUUAAUUGAUUUUAACAGUAAAAUCACACAUUACUUAUGUUAGGUGUUUGUUUUUUCAAAAAGAAAUAGACAUCCACAAAAAACAUGGCUACUCGCCAUGAAAAAAUUGCAUUUAAUUCAUUUCAUCCUGUGAGAAUAUGAGUCGUGUUCGGAUAAAACUGAGCAUAAUGCAUGUGCGUAAAUUGUCGUCCCAGAUUAGCCUGUGCAGUCUGCACAGGCUAAUCAGGGACGACACUAAACGCUUUUAUGACAUUUUUCGUUUAAAUAAAGUCUCUGACUUGCAAACAUCAAAAAAACGGGGAAAGUGUCGUUCCUGAUUAGCCUGUGCAGAUUGCACAGGCUAAUCUGGGACGACACUUUACGCACAUGCAUUAUGCCCAGUUUUCUCAGAACACAACUCAUUUUUUCCGUCACAUGUUUAAAGGUUGUGAUGGUGCACAUUUUAUGCACAUUUCAUGGGAAAGGAAUUUGUUACGUCUUCGAAGAAAUGAACAUUAUGCAAAUGUAAAGUGCUGUUUGAAUCUGUCGCCUGUAUUAAUGGGACUUGUUCACAGAUUUCACUUCAUUUUGAAGUUUUCAAUACUGAAGCUUGUCAUUUCAAAACAUAGGGAUUUAACUCUUUCAGUGCUGGAACGGAAUUUUGACGACCUUAGCAAACAGUUUGGAUCCUGAUGAGAUGCCACAAAACGUGGCUUCUCAACAGGAUCCAAACUGUUUGCUAUUCUGAUAGUAUUCUUUGAAAGAAAUCGAAGAAAAUGCUAAUUAAAUUUUAGAAAUUCAGCAGACCACAUUUUAGCAGACGACAAAUUUCCCAGCAUGCAAAGGGUUAAAUGUUCAUGUAGAUUCCUCUAGUAUUCGGACAUGAGACCAUUGGAUAAAAAGCCUAAUGCCCUAACCAUUUCAUUAUUCUGGCUUGUAUCUACAGUUUUUACUUAAUUAGACAAUGCACUUGUUGCCAACAAAUUCCAUGUUAACACAAUACACUUCAAAUGAUUGAUUAUUUCUCAGUUUAAUAAUUUUCUCUAUUUCAACUAAUCAUCACUUCUGAAGCAAAAUUAAUUUAAAUGAUAUUUCAAUGUCAAUUUUGUUAUUUAGCUACUCUUUAAACAAUAUUCUUUUAUUGUUUGAAUCUGUGUCACAAAAAAAAGGCAAUUCAUUUAAUCUGUGAACAAGUCCCUUGAGUAACUUUGUUUCUCCAUUGCAUAUUAAGAAUAGAGAUUACUGCUUUUGGCCGCAUAUAAUUUUACAAAGCAUCAUAUGAUGUAUUAUUUUUAUGACAUUUCCUUAAAGUAGAAUUUGUUUGUGUCUAUUACUAUGUAUUUUUUUUUAACUAAAACGAAAUUCUUAUGCACAUUUUAUUUAACCCUUUCAGUGCUGGAACCGAAUUUUGAAGGCCUUUGCAACCAGUUUGGAUCCAGAUGAGACGCCACAGAAGGUGGCGUCUCAUCAGGAUCAAAACUGUUUGCUAUUCUGAUAAUAUUCUUUGAAAAAAAUCGAAGAAAAUGCUAAUUUUAGAAAUUAAGCAGACAAAAUUUUAGCAGACGAAAAAUUUCCCAGCAUGCAAAGGGUUAAGGAAUAUUGACCAUCAUGUGAAUCAGACUUAUUUUAUUUAAAAAAAAAAAAAACAAUUAAAUUUUUUUCUGAAGUGAACAUAUGUAUGAGCUUGAAAAUGCUUUAGAAUAUAAGCUCUGGUGAAAAUCUUGUUUGGUCAAAGUAUGUUACAGGAAAAUAUUUAAUUUUAUUUUUGGGUUUGAGCAUGAUAGUCGUGUAUGCCAAUGAAAGAUCGAGCCUAUUCAAUAUGUGAAGGCUCAAGUAUGGUUAUUUGUACUUGUGUAUAUGUUGUUAAUUUGUCUAUCCGUCUAGUAAAUGUAUGUAUUGUUUAUAAUUGCAUCAAGGUUUUUUUAUUUAGUUGAAGACUUCAUUGUUGAAAAUGCUGUGUAGUAUUUACAUUUAUGCAUAUUAAUGUCUUGUUACAAUUGUAUCAUCAAUUUGUGUGUAUAAUAUAUUUGGCAAAAGCAUAA